This is a messenger RNA of Papaver somniferum (opium poppy), 804 nucleotides long. RefSeq names its product protein SUPPRESSOR OF K(+) TRANSPORT GROWTH DEFECT 1-like. Lineage: Eukaryota; Viridiplantae; Streptophyta; Magnoliopsida; Ranunculales; Papaveraceae. Gene Ontology annotation, biological process: vacuole organization; endosomal transport. The transcript is spliced from 7 exons. The record is from RefSeq and is a predicted model, not a curated record. Bases 1 to 804 code for a protein of 267 amino acids. Gene Ontology annotation, molecular function: ATP binding; ATP hydrolysis activity.
AUGAGGCAUUUUGUUAUUGAGCUUCUUAAAAAAUCCCCAUCACCAUCUUUUGCCUUGCCUUGUGCGAGGCUUCGCAAUUUUUAUAAAAUUUCUUUUUACCUGGUCUCAAAGUGGAUGGGUGAAAAUGAGAAUCUUGUUUCCAAACUUUUCCAGAUGUCUCGUGACAGUGCUCCCUCCAUCAUUUUCGUCGAUGAAAUCAAUUAUUUAUGUUGCCAGCGUGGGGAGGGAAAUGAGAGUGAAGCUUCUCGACGGAUCAAAACAAAACUUCUUCUACAGAUGCAGGGUGUUGGAAACAAUGAUGAGAAAGUUUUCUUUCUUGCAGCCACAAAUACACCUUAUUCGCUGGACCAGGCCAUUCGUAGGCGAUUUGACAAGAGGAUUUACACCCCUCUUCUUGAUUUGAAGGCCAUGCAACAUAUGUUCAAGGUGCAUCUUGGAGAUACCCCCCAUAAUUUGAUUGAAAGUGACUUCGAGGACCUAGCUCGCAAAAUAGAUGGUUUCUCUGGUUCUGAUUUUGCAGUUGUUGUCAAAGAUGUCAUGUUUGAACCUGUUCGUAAAACUCAGGUUGCGAUGUUCUUUUAUAAGAACGAUAACAUGUGGAUCCCAUGUGGCCCGAAGCAACCUGGAGCCAUUCAGACUACAAUGCAAGAACUUGAUGCACAAGGCCUUGCCUCACAGAUCGUACCUCCGCCAAUUCAAAGAACAGAUUACGAUAAAGUACUAGCGAGACAGAGGCCAACAAUGAGAAAAAAGGACCUAGACCUGCAUGAAAGAUUCACGAAGGAGUUUGGAGAGGAAGGCUGA